AUGCCCUCUCUUCUCUCCUUAGUCCUCACUAGCGUGAUGACCUACUCUGUCGUAGCUAGCAUCUCGUCUCCCAAUUACCUCCCCUUUGAGCUUGAGAAACGCGACUGCGGCUUCAGUUACUGCGAUUGCCAGAGAGUCCAGUGUUUUCUCGACUUUUGCUUCGACGAUCACGUAGAUCCCUGGGUUCUGGUCGACAGUGCCAUGAACCAGUAUUACGGGGUAGACUGUGGCCAGUUCGAUUAUUGGAAACGCAACGAGCCUGCUGAGUAUUGUAACAACGGGCUGCGUAAGGGCAACGCUCUUUUCUACAUUAACCGCAAGUUCGGCUCGCUCGGUAAAUCCUUUACGGUCGAUUACAAGAACACAGACGCCAAGAACCCGAACCGCGGCUCUGUGUCCGGAUCCUGCUACCCAGUCCAGGACGUGCAGUGUAACUGCCACUCGCGUUACAAUUCUGAGAAGCAUGACUGUUCAAACAGCUGCGAUAAUUAA
Colletotrichum higginsianum IMI 349063 is the source of this 492-nucleotide messenger RNA. RefSeq lists its product as uncharacterized. NCBI's taxonomy places the organism in Eukaryota, Fungi, Ascomycota, Sordariomycetes, Glomerellales, Glomerellaceae. Bases 1 to 492 code for a protein of 163 amino acids. The record is from RefSeq and is a predicted model, not a curated record. The transcript is spliced from 2 exons.